Molecule: messenger RNA, 462 nt
Organism: Pedinophyceae sp. YPF-701
Lineage: Eukaryota; Viridiplantae; Chlorophyta; Pedinophyceae
Source: the annotation of a GenBank genome assembly
AUGAUCAGCGCGUGUGCGCGGCUGCCGGCGAGCGCGUGUGCGCGGCCGCCAGGGCGGCUGCCCUGCCGGAGGGUCGAUCUCCGUGUGCGCGUUCACGGGCAGCCAGGAGGAGCCGGCAACGCGGAGCGCGCGGCUACUGGUACGCGCGGAUGCCGCCCCGGCGCGGCGUGCUCGGCCCCGGGGGGGGGUGUGUCCUUUGCUGACGGGGCGACGAACGGGAAUCGACGGCAUCGGAGAGCGACAGCAGGGUCGGCGAACGCGUGCGCGGCCGCCGGUGAGGUCGGGCGGCGCGACCGCCAGGGCGGCUGCGGUGCUGGAGUGUCGAUCUCCGUGUGCGCGUUCGCGGCCCGCCAGCCCGCCGGCGACGCGGAGCGCACAGCUGCCGGUACGCCCUCCGUGCGGAUGCCGUCUCCGGCGCGGCGUACUCGGCGUGCGCGACCCCAGGGCGUGUUGCUCUCCUGA